UGUUUGCGCAGUGAUUGCGGGUGCGCAGCGGCUGUGCGGUGAUUUGGUGACUGUGGAGGAAGAGGCGGACUCUCCCCCGCAGCCAGUGCGCCUCAGAGCUGCGCAGUAGCGGACUGGGUGUAGUCUGGACUCCCGUCUUUUCCUGCUGGAGUUCUGGGUGCAUGGCGGCGGACACAAAGAGCUGAGAGCGACCUCAGAGACCCAGAGAGCAGCAGAGAGCCGGAGCAGAGCCGCGGAGCCUGGAGCGAGCCGCCCUCUUGUUUUCCAGGAUCCUCAGGUCCAGGAUUGUUUCUGAAGGGAACUGACCGGGAGAAAGUUUGGGAAAGUUUGGGAGGAGCUCUGAUGGGAGUUCUGGGAGCGACGGGGAGGACGGAGCGGAGCGGCAGGAUGCAGAACCUGGUCCUGGUUCUGGUGGCUUGGAGCUGGGUGGCCGCGGUGUGCGUCCGCGGCGCCAUGGAUGAGUGCGCGGAUGAUCAGGGCCGAGCGCAGCGCUGCAUGCCGGAGUUCGUGAACGCGGCCUUCAACGUGACGGUGGAGGCGACCAACACCUGCGGCUCCCCGCCGGAGGAGUACUGCGUCCAGACCGGGGCCACCGGGGUCACCAAGUCCUGCCACAUCUGCGACGCGCGGGACCCCCGGAACCACCACAACGCGGUGUACCUGACCGACUACAACAACCAGCAGGACGCCACCUGGUGGCAGAGCCAGACCAUGCUGGCGGGGAUCCAGUACCCCAACUCCAUCAACCUCACCCUGCACCUCGGUAAGGCCUUUGACAUCACCUACGUCCGCCUCAAGUUCCACACCAGCCGUCCAGAGAGCUUCGUCAUUUACAAACGCACCCGGGAGGACGGCCCCUGGGUGCCCUACCAGUACUACAGCGGCUCCUGCGAGAAGACCUACAGGAAGCCGAGCCGCGGCUUCAUCCGGACCGGCGGCGACGAGCAGGAGGCGCUCUGCACCGAUGACUUCAGUGACAUAUCGCCGCUCACCGGAGGAAAUGUGGCUUUCUCUACACUGGAGGGACGACCGAGUGCCUACAACUUUGACAACAGCCCCGUCCUCCAGGACUGGGUGACGGCCACAGAUAUCAAAGUGACCCUGAACAGACUCAACACGUUCGGAGACGAGGUUUUCAAUGAUCCCAAGGUCCUGAAGUCCUACUACUACGCCAUCUCUGACUUCGCUGUGGGAGGAAGGUGUAAGUGUAACGGCCACGCCAGCGAGUGUGUGAGGCGCAGCGGCGGGCGGCUGGUCUGCGACUGCAAACACAACACCGAAGGCGUGGACUGCGACGUCUGCAAACCGUUCUACAACGACCGGCCGUGGAGGAGGGCGACCGCCGACAACCCCAACGAGUGUCAACCCUGUAAUUGUAACGGGAAGAGCUCAGACUGUUACUUCGACGCAGAGCUGUACCGGGCCACGGGUCACGGAGGUCACUGCAGGAACUGUGCCGACAACACGGACGGGCCCAACUGUGAGCGCUGCCUGGACAACUACUACAGAGAGCAGAGCAACGGCCGCUGUCAGCCCUGCUACUGCAACUCCAUCGGUUCUGAAUCGCUUCAGUGCAACAACAGAGGGGUGUGCGCCUGUAAACCUGGAGUGACCGGAGAGAAGUGUGACCGCUGCCAGCCGGGCUUCCACAGCCUGACCGAGGCAGGCUGCAGGCCUUGUUCCUGCUCUCCGUCCGGCAGCACUCAGGAGUGCGAUGUCAACACGGGUCAGUGCCGCUGUAAGGACAAUGUGGAGGGCUUCAGCUGCGACAGAUGUAAACCAGGUUACUUCAACCUGGACCCCAACAACCCUCAGGGCUGCACGGCCUGUUUCUGCUUCCAGCACUCCUCAGUUUGUGACAGCGCCUCAGACUAUAGCGUUCAUACCAUCAGCUCCACCUUCCAAAGAGGUGAUGAGGAAUGGAGCGGUCAGCAGCGGGAUGGGUCUACCAUCUCUGUCCAGUGGUCUGCCGGUGGACAGGAAGUGUCCCUGAUGGCUGAAGACUAUCAGCCGCUGUACUUCGUGGCCCCGGACAAGUUCUUGGGGAAUCAGAUGUUGAGUUAUGGUCAGAACCUUAGUAUGAAUUUCCGAGUGGAGCGGCGGGAUGCUCGCCUGUCUGCUGAGGACCUGAUCCUGGAAGGGGCUAACAUGAGGGUUGCCGUCCCCCUCAUCAACCAGGGCAACGCCUACCCCAACGAGAACAUGCAGAACUAUGUGUUCAGGCUUCAUAUGCAACCCGGUCAACCCUGGAGACCUGUGGUCAGUGACUCGGAUUUCCAGAAGCUUCUCCACAACCUGACGGCCAUCAAGAUCAGGGGCACCUACAGCGAGAGGAGUGCCGGUUACCUGGACAACGUCUCCCUGGUGACAGCAAGGAGGGGGCCGGGAACGCCGGCUCGCUGGGUGGAGGAGUGCAGAUGUCCUCCAGGUUACCAGGGACAGCACUGUGAGCAGUGCACCGUGGGAUACCGCCGUUCCCAGCCGGAGCUUGGACCCUUCAGCUCCUGUGAGAUCUGCAACUGCCACGGACACAGCGACAGCUGCCACCCUGAAACUGGUGCGUGUGACUGUCAGGACAACACAGCUGGACUGAGCUGUGAGCGCUGUAAGGACGGCUUUUAUGGCAACGCCACUCGGGGCACAUUGGGUGACUGUCAGCCAUGUCCCUGCCCUGCCGGAGCCACCUGCGCUGUUGUAAUUAAAACCAAUGAGGUGGUUUGCACCAACUGUCCUUCAGGAACCACAGGGAAGCGCUGUGAGCUCUGCGAUGAUGGGUUCUUCGGGGACCCGCUGGGUCAGAACGGGCCGGUCCGAGCCUGCCGGGCCUGCCAGUGCAAUGGUAACACUGACCCCAACGCUGUUGGCAACUGCAACCGUGAGAACGGAGAAUGUCUGAAGUGCAUCUACAACACGGACGGCUUCUUCUGUGACCGCUGCAAAGAUGGUUACUAUGGCAACGCCCUGGCCCCCAGCCCUGCUGAUAAGUGCAAACCCUGCUCCUGCUCCCCCCUGGGGACGGUGGACCAGCAGACCAGCUGUUCGCAGGUCACCGGUCAGUGUCCGUGUCUGCCAAACGUGGCUCAGCGGGACUGCAGCGCCUGCCUCCCAGGCUUCUUCAACCUUCAGAGCGGCAGUGGCUGUGAGCGGUGUAACUGUAACCCCAUUGGCUCCUCUAGUGGUGAAUGUGACAUCAUUACAGGACAGUGUGAGUGCCAACCCGGCAUCACCGGCAUGCACUGCGAUCGAUGUGAGGUCAACUUUUUUGGCUUCAGCUCUUCAGGAUGCAAACCUUGUGACUGCGACCUUGAAGGGUCUCUGUCCGGUCAGUGUAAGGAGGACGGGCGGUGCGAGUGUCGGCCCGGCUUUGUUGGAGCUCGAUGCGACAUGUGUGAGGAGAAUUAUUUCUACAACCGAUCAGUGCCUGGCUGCCAGCAGUGUCCGUCUUGCUACAGUUUGGUCAGAGACAAGGUGAACCAGCAGAGGCAGAAGCUCCAAGAGCUCCAGAAUCUGAUAGACAAUCUUGGCUCCGGCCAGGAUACCGUCAGCGAUAAGGCCUUUGAGGAUCGACUAAAAGAGGCAGAAAAGACCAUUAUGGAGCUACUGGAGGAGGCUCAGAGCAGCAAAGAUGCAGACCAAGGUCUUCUAGAUCGUCUGAACGCCCUGAACAACACCCUAACCACCCAGUUGAACCGUCUGCUGAACAUCCGUAACACGGUGGACAAUACCAGCACUCAGGCAGACCGCGCUCGGGACAGGGUCCGAGAUGCCGAGAGUCUGAUUAACCGAGCUCGGCAGGAAUUGGCCAAGGCCAAGGAUGCUGUCAGUAAAGUGGACAUCAAACCUACUGGUGAGACCGGAGAACCUAACAACAUGACGCUGCUGGCUGAGGAGGCUCGACGCCUUGCUGAAAAGCACAAGAUGGACGCUGAUCAGAUUGAGAAGAUUGCCAAAGAUGCCAAUGACACGUCGACCAAAGCAUAUAACCUGCUGCUUAAGAGCAUAGAUGGAGAGAGCAAGAUGGGUGAAGAAAUCGACAAGCUCAACAAGAUGUACAAUGACGCCAAGAAUCAGGCCAAGGAUCUGGAGAAGCAGGCCAAAAAGGUGCAGGAUGAGGCAGAGGAGGCAGGGAACAAAGCUCUGAAGCUGUUUGGCAACCUGACCAGCCUUCCACCAUUUGACACCAAGACCUUGGAGGAUGAUGCCAAAAAGAUUAAGAAGGAGGCGUCUGAUCUGGACACUCUGAUCGACAAGACAGAACGGGAGUAUAAUGAAUUGCGAGACGACCUUAAGCCCAAAGAGCUGGAGGUCCGAAAGCUACUGGAGAAAGGAAAGAGCGAGCAGCAGACCGCAGAUCAGCUAUUGGCCCGAGCCGAUGCAGCCAAAGCUUUAGCUGAGGAGGCAGCAAAGAGGGGCCAGGCAACUUUCAAAGAAGCAGAGAACAUCCUGGAGGACCUCCGAGACUUUGACAGAAGGGUCAAUGACAACAAGACGGCUGCAGAAGAAGCCAUGAAAAAGAUCCCCUUUAUCAAUGCCACCAUCAUCGCUGCCAAUGAGAAGACCCGGCAGGCCGAGGAGGCGCUUGGGAAUGCGGCUGCUGACGCCCGGGAUGCAAAGAAGAAGGCUGAAGAUGCAGAGAAGAUUGCAGGCAACGUACAGAAGGGCUCAGCUAAGACCAAAGAGGAAGCAGAGAAGGCACUGCAGGACACUGAAAAGCUGGACAAAGACGUGAAUGACAUGAUGGAUCAGUUGAGCGCUGCAGAGGAGGAGCUGAAGAAGAAGAAGGCUGAAGCUGACAAUGACAUGAUGAUGGCGUCCAUGGCGUCAGAUAACGCCAAGGAGGCUGAGGACAACGCCCGUAAGGCCAAGAGUACGGUGAAGACAGUCCUGAAGAUCAUCACGGAUCUGAUGGACCAGCUUGGAAACAUUGAUAAAGUAGACCUUAGCAAACUGAACCAGAUUAAUGAGUCUCUGAACCGGGCCAAGGAAAAAAUGGCCGGCAGCGAGCUGGACACCAAACUGAAGGAGCUGAAUGACGUGGCGAGGACACAGAAGGAGAUGAUCGACGACUACGACCGGCAGAUCCGGGAGAUUCGCAGUGACAUCGACAACCUAAAUGACAUCAAAAACACGUUACCCACAGGCUGCUUCAACGGGCAGCCACUGGAGCAAGCUUAGCCCCGCCCACCUCCUCCAUCCACCCACCCUUUUCCCACCCACACUCACAUCUAACACUCCGGCAAACUUGCCGCCUUUUACCAAAACAGUUCUUGUUCUCAGAUUCUUGGCCAAGAUUUCAGCCGCUCCCAGCAGAGAGGCAAAUGCUGACGACAGCGGUGUUGUUACAAUGAACUCCGUGUUGCAGAGACACCAUGCACCAUGAGGUGGAUGAACCUCGGAGAGAAAACCAGAACCACAAACCCAACGGGACUGCAGCCUCACAGGAAGUCCGCUGGCACCUCACCAUAUUUUUUUUAUCAUCAACAUUUCAGAACACGUGAAGGAAUUCUCAUAUCCGCCUCCCGAAGCUACGCUCUCGACACGGAAAGCAGGGAAAACAUUUCAAAUCCUCUCCUCUGCAGUAUUCACACCUCCAGCAGGUGGCAGCGUUUGGUAUAGUUACUUAAUCUCUGCUGUGCACAGAGCUGCCAAAGUCCCAGAGAGAUUAAAUCAGACUCAAACUGAUUCUCAUUUACAAUUUUCCAGAUUUUAACCUUGAUGUGUGUAGAAGCUGUGAAUGUAUUGGGAGUAAGAAGAAGUGGAUGUUUUCCAUCACAGACAGAAGCUCAAAUCCGCCCGAGAGUAAAUUAAAAUGUUUCAGAUAGCGAUCCAGUUUCCUAAACCAUUUUUUAUAUUAAUCCAUAAACUUACUUGACUUAUAAUUAAACAAAGUAAGUUUUACCAUCUGGACUUUUUGACGGUAUUACAAAGUUUCUCACAUUUUCCAAACCAGUUUCAAUUGCUGAUCGUUGUAAAGCUCAGCAAAUAGUAAACUCAACUAACUAACUAGUAUCAACUAACUAUAGCAUACUACUCCACGGUAGCUUUUUCAUUAGCAUACCUGUUGGGUUCAAAAAUGUAGGUUUGUAAAAGAAGAACUGAAAUACGCAGUAAUGGAUUUUCAUACAGCUCCUGCAGGAGGAGAAACAGUUGAACCCCAGACUCAAACACACUGUCUCCCACCAGACCUCUU
Cyprinodon variegatus (sheepshead minnow) is the source of this 6190-nucleotide messenger RNA. It is a transcript of the gene lamc1, whose product is annotated as laminin subunit gamma 1. The record is from RefSeq and is a predicted model, not a curated record. Lineage: Eukaryota; Metazoa; Chordata; Actinopteri; Cyprinodontiformes; Cyprinodontidae. The transcript is spliced from 28 exons. Gene Ontology annotation, molecular function: extracellular matrix structural constituent. The coding region runs from base 343 to 5175 and encodes 1610 amino acids.